This is a messenger RNA of Penicillium verrucosum, 516 nucleotides long. RefSeq lists its product as uncharacterized. Bases 1 to 516 code for a protein of 171 amino acids. NCBI's taxonomy places the organism in Eukaryota, Fungi, Ascomycota, Eurotiomycetes, Eurotiales, Aspergillaceae. The record is from RefSeq and is a predicted model, not a curated record. The transcript has 3 exons.
AUGGGAAAGGUUAAGUGGGAUUCCAAUGCAGACCAGACUCUCCUUGCCAAAAUCCUGGAGACCCAUGAACUGAGCGUCGAUGCGACUCGUGUUGCCGAGGCCUGGCCCACUCAAGACGGUGGCCACAAGCCAACCCCUCGUGCAAUCAAGGAACGACUUGCCCGAAUCAAGGAGAACGUUCGACUCGGCAACGCCGCUGGCUCCGGGCCCUCUAGCCCAGUGACCCCAAGAAAGCCAACGCCGCGCAAGAAGGCAAGCGAGAACGCCGCUGCUGCUGGCCCUUCCCGCAAGCGUAAGCGGGUCGCCAAGGAAACAGAGGACAUGCCUGGGCCUAGCAAUGAGCCUCUUGCUGAGCCGGCUAUCAAAAAGGAAGCCGGUCUUGACGUUAUCGACCCUCUCCUUCUGUCGCAGGUCGAGGACGAAUCUCCCAAUGCCGACAACGGAAACAACGACCCUGAAUGGACUGAGUUCAAUGGUGAGGUCGCUGAUUCGGACUCUGACCAGCUGCCCAAGUAA